This is a messenger RNA of Hypanus sabinus (Atlantic stingray), 2516 nucleotides long. RefSeq names its product twinkle mtDNA helicase (gene twnk). The record is from RefSeq and is a predicted model, not a curated record. The transcript has 7 exons. NCBI's taxonomy places the organism in Eukaryota, Metazoa, Chordata, Chondrichthyes, Myliobatiformes, Dasyatidae. Gene Ontology annotation, molecular function: 5'-3' DNA helicase activity; ATP binding; single-stranded DNA binding. Gene Ontology annotation, biological process: mitochondrial DNA replication. Gene Ontology annotation, cellular component: mitochondrion. Bases 133 to 2514 code for a protein of 793 amino acids.
CCGCAUGCGCUGUGUGCGCCGUCUAAACCGCUCCGCCCGCAUGCGCUGUGUGCGCCGUCUAAACCGCUCCGCCCGCGCAGCGGGAUACUAGCGGUGGGGAGGCAGCCCGGCGGCGGUUGCCCCGGGUAAUGCAUGAUUGACAGGCCCCCUCCCUCCCCACGGUCGCCGAUGGGCACCGCGCGUAGUUGCCGGACCGGGCUGGCGCACGUGUCGGCCCCGUCGAGAGGCCGGAGCCCGCAGGCGGAGAACGCGCGGAGCCACACGUGGCGGGCAGCUCUCUCCCCGCUGAACACGGGCUCUAGUCGCCGCCGUUCCCGCGGCUGCCUUGUCCAGCGCAUGGGAAAUCCGGUGAGUAAAGGUGCCAUGUUCUGCUUGCAUCGCUGCACACACAGAGUUCUUCCCAGCCUCUCAAGAGGGCUGUCUGUCUGGCGACAAGGUUGCACUGCGGUGGAGGUGGCGUGCCAGUGGCCGGCUGGGCAGCCAAAGUGGCAGGACGUCCGGUGGGGGCGGCCAGGAUCCGUAGCCCCUCUGAGCACUGCGACUCCCCUUGGUUUCUGCAGCGGUAGCAGGAGUUCCAGAGCAGAGGCUGACCCUUUCUCCCCGGUAGUGACAGUGACUGAGAUUCGGCAGUACCUCCGGGCCAAGGGCAUCCCCUUCAACGACGGCUACAGCUGCCUCCACAUCCCCAGCCCAUUUGUGGGAAAGGCACUGGACUCGGCUGGGGUGGAGAAGGAGUCCUUCUCCCUGUUCAUCGACAAGACCACAGGGCAGUUCCUGUGCAAGAGCACUCUGCUGGAGGGCAGCUGGGAAGAAUUCCAGGACUGCCUAGAGGUAAUGCAGAAGGAGGGGUUGGACAGCCUGGACCCAGAUGUCCUGCUGAGGGUGCCGGAGAACGAUCGGGAGCUCUGUGCCCAGGAGAUGGACCUGAGGGAGAUGCAGGAGAUCUGGACCAAAGCCGAGAACUUCCCCGACAUGGAGGAGGAGGAGGAAGUCCUGUUGGUCAAAACCAUGUUUGGCAUCUCCAAAGUCAGCAUGCAGACGCUGAAGAAACUGGGUGUGAAGUACUUCAGGCCAGCCAAGAGCCUGGUGUUUCCCUGGUUCAGCUGGAGGGACUUGAGACUGAGGGGGGUGAAGCUGCUCUCGGCCAAGCAGGACGGCCAGAAGGUGCACUACAUCGCCACCACCCUGCCUAAGCCAAGUGAUUACAAUAACCUCUUCGGGCUCCACCUGCUGACCAGGAAGGACACUACCCUUGUCCUGACUGGAAGUGAGACUGACUGCCUGGCCGUGGUGUCUGCCACGGGAAAGCCCUGCGUCUCCUUGCCCCGGGGCGUCAGCUGCCUGCCCCCGGCCCUUCUCCCCUACCUGGAGCAGUUCCGGAAGGUGGUUCUGUGGCUGGGCGGUGACCUCCUGGCCUGGGAGGCCUCCAAGAUCUUCGCGCGCAAGCUGGGCGUGAAACGCUGCUGGUUGGUGCGACCUGGUGAGGGCCAGCCCUGCCCUCUCGAGGCCCUGGCCGCCGGCAUCAACCUGGACGAGAUCGUGAAGGGGGCCGUCUCCGCCAGCCACAAAUCCAUUGUCUCCUUCCGGCAGCUGCGGGACGACGUGUUCGGGGAGCUGGCCAACACCGAACAGAUCUCCGGCGUCAAGUGGCAGCGGUUCCCCGACCUCAACAAGAUCCUCAAGGGUCAUCGCAAAGGGGAGCUGACGGUGUUCACAGGUCCAACGGGCAGCGGGAAGACCACCCUGAUCAGCGAGUAUGCCCUGGACCUCUGCAUCCAAGGGGUGAGCACCCUGUGGGGAAGCUUCGAGAUCAGCAAUGUCCGGCUGGCCAAGAUCAUGCUGACUCAGUUUGCGAUGCAGCGCCUGGACGAUCAGCUGGACAGCUACGACGAGUGGGCUGACAAGUUCGAGAACCUGCAUCUGUUCUUCAUGACGUUCCAUGGGCAGCAGAGCAUCAAGUCAGUCAUCAACACUAUGCAGCAUGCAGUAUACAUGUAUGACAUCAGCCAUGUCGUUAUAGAUAAUCUACAGUUCAUGAUGGGGCAGGAAUACCAUUCUGCUGACAAGUUUCAUGCACAGGAUUACAGUAUUGGAAUGUUCCGGAAGUUCGCCACGGACAACAGCUGCCACGUGACUCUGGUCAUCCACCCAAGGAAGCAAGAAGAUGAAAAGGAGUUGCAGACAGCUUCCAUCUUUGGGACGGCCAAGGCCAGCCAGGAGGCUGACAAUGUGCUCAUCCUUCAGGACAAGAAGUUGGUAACAGGCCAAGGGAAGCGUUACUUGCAAGUAGUGAAGAACCGCUUCGACGGAGACCUGGGAGUCUUCCCACUGGAGUUUAAGAAGGCCUCGAUGACUUUCUCUGCCGUCAAGAGCAAAAGCAAGAGCAAGAGCAAGCUGAAGAAGCAGAAAGAGGAGGAGGAGGAGGAGGAGGAGGGGGGUGGCACCACUGCCACAAAGAAGCUUGCCAAAUCCGCCAAGCCCCGAGAGAAGUCUUUGUCUCCCGAGGAGCAGUGAAC